Messenger RNA from Frankliniella occidentalis (western flower thrips), 2358 nucleotides. It is a transcript of the gene fl(2)d, whose product is annotated as pre-mRNA-splicing regulator WTAP. Lineage: Eukaryota; Metazoa; Arthropoda; Insecta; Thysanoptera; Thripidae. Gene Ontology annotation, cellular component: nucleus. The record is from RefSeq and is a predicted model, not a curated record. Gene Ontology annotation, biological process: regulation of alternative mRNA splicing, via spliceosome. The coding region runs from base 165 to 1607 and encodes 480 amino acids. The transcript has 4 exons.
UGAGCAUCCUGCCAUCUGUUACAUCACACAAAGCACUCAGCAGAUUUAGGUGGGUUUUUUGAUAUGAGAAAUUUUAAAGACGCGACGUUGUUGAGAUGUUGCCAACAGCAAGUUUGUCAACAUUACUAUAGUUUAAUCAACAUCAAGCGCUGUCUUCAUUGAAGAUGUCAGAGGACAGUAGACAGAGUGCUGCCGGUCCCAACGAGGAGGAAGCCUCACCAUGUCAUUCACCAACUCCAUCCUUGACACCUUCAUUACCUGCAUCAAUACCAGCUGCAACAACUCCAGGGAUUCCAACAGCUCCUGACACCCCAUGCUCUGAGCACUCUGCUGCAGGGUCUUCAACUUCUCCUCGCAGUGAAAUUGGAGAGCCACCCAGACCUAGGCUAUCAGUCAGUGAGCUUGAGUCGGUGUCCCUGCCUGAGCUGAUCCAAUACUGGAAAGAUUUAGACGUCUAUACCGAAUGGCUCGACAACCAAGCUGCCAACCAGGAAGUUGAAAAUGCAAGUCUUCAGGCUUAUGUAGAACGUUCUAAGCAACAGCAUCAUGAGGCAUGUUCAAGAGAAAGAGCUGUUAUUCGACGCUUGGCAACAAAGGAACAAGAAGUACAGGAACUCAUGGCACAAAUUACUGAUUUAAAAACAAAUGCAACUCCAUCUGCGGGAAGUCUUCGCUCUGCAUUUCUAGAUCCAGCUGUGAACCUUCUUUUACAAAAGUUAAGAACUGAACUUGCCACAGCCAGAGCACAGUUAGAAGAAACUCAAAAUGAACUCAGCGCGUGGAAAUUCACACCUGACAGUAAUACAGGCAAACGGCUAAUGGCCAAGUGUAGACAACUAUAUCAAGAAAAUGAGGAACUUGGAAAACAAGUUGCCAGUGGUAGAGUAGCAAAACUGGAGGGAGAACUGGCUCUUCAAAAAAGUUUCAGCUUGGAGGUCAAAAAAUCUCAAUCAGAGUUGGAUGAGUUUCUGCAAGAGCUUGACGAGGAUGUUGAAGGUAUGCAAAGUACUGUGUACUACUUGCAGCAGGAGCUGCGAAAAUCUCGAGAAACUAUAUCUUCAUUAGAACGGAAGUUAAACAAAUAUCGGAAGGUCAAAGCCAAAGACAAAAAUGCAAAGUUAAUCACUGAUGAAGAGGGAAACCAAAUUGAAGAGGACGGCAAAGAUGAAGAUGAAGCCGAAAAUGAGUGCGAGUCAGAAGCAGAUGACCAGAAAGAUUGGAAAGAUACAGGAGAAAAUGAUGAAGGGGAAGCGUGGGGUGAUUGGAAAGAGGGUGAAGAAGGUGAGGACUGGCACCAGUGGGAGGACGAGGAGGAGGAGGGUGAUUAUCCAGAGGAGAGCACAAGAGAUUGGUUGGAAGACUCCAAAGAACCGACUAAUGGGGUCGAUUCCAAUCAAGAUUCAGCUCAAGAUGAAUCAGGAAAUUCCCCUAGAAAUAUCUGUGCAGGUUUGAAACGGACUAAAAGUUCUGAGGAUCUAGAUGAAAAGUUUGACACACCCAUGCGCAAGAAAAUUAAACCGUUCUCAACCAGUGACAGUACAAAAGACGGCUCUAUUGUAGAGGGUUUAGAUGAGAGCAACAAUGAAAAAAAUGAUGAAAAUGUAUAAUAAGUGUCCUAGAUUAAUAAUUUAGGGAAGAAUCAGGAUUUUAUAUUUUAUCAAUUUCUUCUACAAUCGUGACUUUAUCACAAAGUUAUUUUACAACUUUAAAAGGUUGCAACUUUCUUUGACAUAGAGCCAUGUUAUUUCAUGUACUUCAUGUGGCAAUGCAAGACAAAUGUAAUUUUGCAUUUCUCUGGUAUGUUCAGGUAAUGAAUAAGAAUCAAUAACUAAGAAUUGUUAUGAUUUGUCAUAUUAAUUUUGAGAAAGAUGUUUUUUUGUUUUAGAAAUUUGUGAUAUUGAUAUGAUUAUAAUAUAAAUGUAGUAUACCCAUUUAAUUACACUUUAAGCAAGUGAGUCUUGAAUACUGUAACAAGAAAAUCCUACUUGUUUAUUAUUUCCCAGAAUUUGAUAAAACUAGCUGUGACACACCUGUUUUGAAAACAUCCAAAGAGAUUUCUCCAUUUUUAUUGUGCGAUCAAUUUGACUGACAGUUUACGGUAAGAAGUUGUUUAUUUAUUUAACAAGUUUGACUCAACUAUGUAUCAACUUCGAUGUGUUUUAUGUAUGCUUUCUUGUGACAUGGAGUAAUGUUUGACAGGAGAGAAAGAUUUUUGACAUUGUAUUUAGUAGAGCAGCAGGGAAAUAUUGUAUGAUGGGAGUACAAUUCUUCCAUCCAUGUUGGAUAAUGAUGAUUAACUAUCCUUAUUUUCUACCAAGGCUAAAACAUCAAAUAAAUUUACUUUGUUUUUGGUUGAAA